This is a messenger RNA of Necator americanus (New World hookworm), 489 nucleotides long. RefSeq lists its product as uncharacterized. NCBI's taxonomy places the organism in Eukaryota, Metazoa, Nematoda, Chromadorea, Rhabditida, Ancylostomatidae. The transcript has a single exon. Bases 1 to 489 code for a protein of 162 amino acids. The record is from RefSeq and is a predicted model, not a curated record.
AUGAAGUGCAGUUGCGUAAGCGGCUGCGCUCGAAGCGGCGAGGUGGAGACAGCGGUUGGAGUCGAGAUGGGACCAUCGCGACCUACAGUGAUGGAUUUUGCUAUCAUGGGUCACAUCACGAUCCUAACCGCUACGAUUCACAGCGCUGCCUCGAGCAUAGCCGCUUACGCAACUGCAUCUCGUGCUUCAUGUCGUUUCGACCCGACCACAUCUGCUUUCAUGAUCUAUACAGUGCGAACAUUCAACGAGAAAAAACCACUGAGAAAUGGAUUUGACCCACUACUUCGACACCCUGCAUCAGACAGCGAUGAUCGAAAAUGGGCAUGGGCUCAAAUAGCCCUCGCUGUUAUGGUUGUCCGUUGUACAGCUUGCCUGUAUCGUCCAGUAAUGCGGCUACUUUCGUCUGUACGCCUUCUAUAUCUGAACUAUACUUCCGCUUCUAUACAUGCACUUAUAAAUAUUCUACUGAAACUCUUUGGCCUGUUUUAA